AUGGUUCGUCGUCGAAAUAAUCUAUCAAUGAAGAAAAUUUCACAUCAUAAUACAGAUACAAUAGAACAAACAUCAUCAUCAACUAUAUCAAUGAUUAAACAAAAUCCAACAGAAAAUCUUGAUGAUGAAACAAAAUUAGCUAAACGUCAUUUAACAAAAGAAAUGUGGCAACUUGUUUCAAUAGCUGUUAAACGAAUGGCUGAUGAACUUGUUUCAAUUUCAAAUAAUCAACAAAUAGUAACACGUAUAAUUAAUCCAGAACAACAAACAUCAAUUAUACCUAAUAAUCAUCAAACAACACUUAUUGAAACAAAUAAUAUUCAUCAUCAACAAUCAUCAUUAAUACCAACAAUUCAACAACCAAUAAUAACAAAUACAGGUGCAGGUGAUAUACCUUGUGUUAAGGAAAAAUCGAUGGUUGUUAAAGAACCUAUUAAAAAACGUACAUUACCAAUUCAAAUGUUAGAAUCAUCAUUACAUAUUAAGAAAAAAGAACUUAGUAAUAAUGCAACACGUCGACCAAUUAAAUCUAAAAUACAAAAUAAAUCAUCAUCAUCAUCAACAACAAAAAAGAAUGGAAAAAUAAUAACAAAACGUUUACGUAAUAAUUAUAAAUUAAAAUAA
This is a messenger RNA of Rotaria sordida, 624 nucleotides long. NCBI's taxonomy places the organism in Eukaryota, Metazoa, Rotifera, Eurotatoria, Philodinida, Philodinidae. The record is from the annotation of a GenBank genome assembly.